GUUGCUCGCCUGCACGCGCAUAACAUGGCGGGGAGACUGAAGAAACAAGCCAAGGAUGCUUUAAAGAUCAUUGGAUGUGGCAGUGCCCUGUUCUUCGGGUACCUCACGGCAUCCGGAGACGAGCAUUUUUACGCUAAUGCUCUGAUGCCUGUGCUGCAAAGACUUGUGGGAGCAGAGACAGCUCAUGUCAUGGCUGUGCGGUUGAUUGGCCUUGGUCUUGUGCCUCGUAACCGUUACAAGGACCCAGCAUCAUUGGAGGUUAACGUGUUGGGUCAAAGGUUCCAGAACCCGGUUGGGAUAGCAGCAGGCUUUGACAAGCAUGGCGAGGCAGUGGAUGGGCUUUAUAAACUUGGCUUUGGUUUUGUCGAGGUGGGGACAGUCACACCAAAACCACAGGAAGGAAACCAGAAACCACGUGUGUAUAGACUGGAGUCAGACCAGGCGGUCAUUAACAGAUAUGGAUUCAACAGUUGCGGCCUUUCUGCCGUACACGACAGACUGAAAGCCAGAGAACUCACGCAGUCAGCGCUGACGGCAGCAGGUCAACCUCUCGGCAUCAAUCUCGGCAAGAACAAGAUUUCCACUGAUGCGGUGGCAGAUUAUGUGGAGGGGCUGCGGACGCUGGGCCCGCUCGCUGACUAUCUGGUGGUCAACGUGAGCAGCCCUAAUACUCCAGGCCUUAGGAACCUACAGGGCAAGGAAGAACUGCGCCACCUUCUGGACAAGGUGCUGAAAGAGCGAGAUUCUCUGCCGUGUAAGAAGCGUCCACCGGUCCUGGUGAAAAUCGCCCCUGAUCUUACUUCACAGGACAAAAAAGACAUCGCCGAGGUCAUCAUGGAGGUUGGUAUUGAUGGCUUAAUGGUUUCUAACACCACUGUUUCCAGACCGGAGACUUUAAAAGACCCCAACAAACGUGAGGACGGAGGACUCAGCGGUCAGCCUCUCAAAGAAAUGUCCACGCAGAUGGUGCGAGAGAUGUACUCCUUGACCCAAGGAAAGAUACCUAUCGUUGGUGUCGGCGGGGUGGCCAGUGGGCGGGACGCUCUGGAUAAGAUCCGUGCUGGAGCAUGUUUAGUUCAGCUUUACACCGCUCUGGUGUAUCAGGGUCCACCUGUUGUCAACAAGAUCAAAAGAGAACUGGACGAUCUUCUGAAAGCACAAGGGUUUACGUGUGUAUUAGAGGCAGUAGGUGCUGAUCACAGACCAGCUGAGACGACGGCACAUAAGCAGACUCGAGAGAAAGCGACACAUAGUGCCUGACCUCAGAACGGUUUGCAUUUACUGCAGGCAUUUAUCUCUUUCCACACGGGUGGAAUUCAAAUCAGAACUGUACAUUUAUCUACCUCCGCAAUAGAGGAAUCACCAGGAAAUGGAUUGCAUUUCAGAUAUGUCAUGGUGACUUGUUGGUGUGUUGAAUGAAAUCUUGGUAAACGUAAAAAUGUUGCUGAGUCAAGUCCUUCAGUUGAAGGGAUGUAAUGAUUUAAAUAAAACAUGUAUGUGACUUGUAUAUACAUAUAUACGUAUAUAUGCAAAACCUUAGUGAUGUAAAUCACAAAUGAAAUGUAUUUAAAUUCAUCACAUCACUGACGAUCAAAUCGUUUUCGAAGGAUGCGACUUAUGCUGUUUGUUUUUCUCUAUUAUCUCUGCACCGCAUGUUUUCUGAUACCCUUCCUGUAUCUAACACAAAGUGUAGCUUUAUUAAUAUUUUGUCACUGCUCAAAUGGAUACUGCAUUUAUGUGGUCUACUACACAAAUCACAUUCACCUGUAGCUCAUGGAAACAAAGACUUGAUUUCCAUGAGAUGAAACACUUCUUAAAUCCAUAAUCGAAAAGGAUUGUUUCUUGAGCUAAAUUGCGUUUACAAAGAGACGGGGAUAAUCCUUAUUGUUAAAACACGAUUCUCAACCCAACCGGUGUUGGCGUAUAUUGUCUCACUCGGCUUUCAUGAAAGCAUCUCACAGUUUGAUCAAUACACUGAUUGUGUAUUUUCAAUUCAGUUUGCAAUUUUCCUAAUUCACAUGGUUUCAAAGCACCGUUACAGAAUAGAAAAAUAACAUUGAAUACAAUGUCAGAAAUUCACACUGAUCAGUUUUAUUUAAAGUCCCAGUGAAAUAAAAAAUGACAAUGCCUAUUUUUUCAUGAAAUAUUGCAGCGUUUGUAGUAAAUGGUUUAUCAAUGUGGGUCAUUCUCUUUUUAAAAUUCGUGUGCCCUCAUAAUCUUUAGUUAAGAUCUGAUAAUGCACUUCCUUUCUGUAAUGACUAUCCAUCUCAAAUGACGUAUGCUAGAUGGCUUGGGCGGAGCAUCCGUUAACUCCUUCCCUUCAACUCUCAGUCUGCUGUCAGUUCCGUUUCAAAAUGCAACAGCUGUUUUUAUACAUCCAAUCAAAUCGCAGAAAAAGACGCCCACUAUUUUUCUCAUUAGAAAUUCCAUUUCACUUGGAAAUGCGUCAAAAUACGGAAGUAAAAAUGAUCGCAACUUUCGGUUCACGGGGACUUUAAAGUUGAAAAACAAUUAUGCUUUUAUAUAUUUAUCGGUAAAAAGAACCCCAGUGAGCAAAACUGACCUUUGUAUUGCUCAGAGGUUUUUUUAAAUAUGAAUAAUCUCGGAUGAGACUUGAGCAAAAGUCUUUGUUUACCCUCCAUUCAACGUCAUGACUCAAGGAGAAGCAGAUGAGAUUAAAUGAAAGGGAUGUUUGGGUUUAAUCAAAUUAUGAAAGUGUGUAUUUGUUUCUCACGAACUGUGGAUUAUUUUUUAAUAAAGAUUGAAUUGUCUGUUUAAUCAUAAAAUAUAC
This is a messenger RNA of Triplophysa rosa, 2791 nucleotides long. It is a transcript of the gene dhodh, whose product is annotated as dihydroorotate dehydrogenase. Gene Ontology annotation, molecular function: dihydroorotate dehydrogenase activity. The record is from RefSeq and is a predicted model, not a curated record. Gene Ontology annotation, biological process: 'de novo' pyrimidine nucleobase biosynthetic process; pyrimidine ribonucleotide biosynthetic process. NCBI's taxonomy places the organism in Eukaryota, Metazoa, Chordata, Actinopteri, Cypriniformes, Nemacheilidae. Gene Ontology annotation, cellular component: mitochondrial inner membrane; cytoplasm. The coding region runs from base 25 to 1260 and encodes 411 amino acids. The transcript is spliced from 9 exons.